CCUGUCUCCCUCGUUCUCCGGGUCUCUACGAGCGACAGGCUGAGAUGACAUGACUGCACUCGAGAGGAAGAAAGGGAAGGACCUACGCGGUCAGCAAGUGUUUCUGCGUCCUGAAGAGAGUUCAGCUCCGGCUCUGCCCACAAGACCGUCUACCACGGUGUUGGAACAGCUCCAGGAUGCUUUGCUGCGGCUGGCGGCGGUUGUUGACGCGCGCUCGCUGCGAGCAGCCCUUCGAGACAGCAUACAGGAGAUGCUGUCCAGCACGGAGUGCGUAUGUGUCUACAUGCUGGAGGGAGACCUCAGACUGCGGUCCGACGACCCACCGCACGAACUGCCACAGGAGGGAAAGAUCAGGUGCGUACCGUUCUCUGCAUCGCCCCACCAUUCCUCACGUUACAUGCCGAGGCAGCAACGACGAGACAGGCCCCGUGUUCUGCGGCAGCUGAUGCCACUGGCAGCAAAAGACCAACACUCCAUUAUUGAUGAAACUGUCGCUGUUGUAAUUCCCAUCUUGGCCCAGGAACAGGACAAGGCCAUCGCUGUUCUACUGGUGGGCUGUAGUCCGCUGUCUGAUCAGGAUGAACUCCAUCUCAACAUGCUGCAGAAGCACGCAUCAGUGGCAUGUGUGCGAGUCCAAGCCAUUCAGUCGUCGUACCAGAGGCCACCCCUCAGCCCUUCGCCCAUUCAGUCCCACAAUGCACUGCUGCACCUCAACGUCUCAGAGCAGGACUACUGUGAGCUGGACCGCAACAUCCUACAACUCUGUGGUGAGCUCUAUGACCUUGAUGCAGCCUCUCUCCAGCUCAAAGUCAUCAAUUAUUUGCAGCAGCAGACACAGUCGCAGUGUUGCUGUCUCCUCCUGGUGUCUGAGGACAAUCACCAGCUGUUUUGCCAGGUGGUUGGAGACAAAGUCCUAGAAGAGGAGAUCAGUUUCCCGCUGAUGUUUGGGCGCUUCGGUCAGGUCGUCGAGAAAAAGAAGUCAAUCACGCUACAAGACAUCAGCUCUGAGGAGCGGCGGCAGCUGUCCAGCAUGUUGGGCUGCGAGAUCUCCUCCAUGCUCUGCGUGCCAGUGGACUGCAGAGCCACUGGUCACGUGGUGGCGCUGGCGUGUGCCUUUAACAAGAAAGGCGGUCAAAGACACACGGAGGCAGAUGAGCAUGUCAUACAGCACUGUUUCUGCUACACCUCAACGGUCCUCACUUCAACCUUGGCUUUUCAGAAAGAACAGAAGCUCAAAGUGGAAUGUCAGGCACUCUUACAAGUGGCCAAGAAUCUCUUCACGCACUUGGAUGACGUGUCAGUGCUGCUACAGGAAAUUAUAGUGGAGGCCAGGAACCUCAGUGGUGCAGAGAUCUGCUCUGUGUUCCUGCUGGACCGUCUCAGUCAUGAGCUGGUGGCGAAGGUGUUUGACGGGGGCGUGGUCAGCGAUGAAGAGAAAGAGUUCCGUAUCCCGGCGGACCAGGGCAUCGCGGGUCACGUGGCAACCACGGGUCAGAUCCUGAAUAUCAAGGACGCCUACUCCCAUCCGCUCUUCUACAGAGGUGUGGACGACAGCACCGGCUUUAGAACCCGCAACAUCCUGUGUUUUCCCAUCAAGGAUGAGAACAACGAAGUGAUCGGCGUGGCAGAGUUGGUGAAUAAGAUGAAUGGUCCGUGGUUCAACCGCUUUGAUGAGGAUCUGGCCACAGCCUUCUCCAUCUACUGUGGCAUCAGCAUCGCUCAUUCGUUGCUGUACAAGAGGGUCCAUGAGGCUCAGUUCAGGUCCCACUUGGCCAAUGAGAUGAUGAUGUACCAUAUGAAGGUGUCAGAGGAGGAGGUGACAAAGCUGCUGGUAAUAGGCAUCGAACCGGUGAAGAAGAUUCACCCGUGCUACGCCGAGUUCACGUACACCCCGCGCUCCCUGCCCGAUGACACCACGCCAAUGUGUGUCCUCAGCAUGUUCGAAGAUAUGGGAUUCAUCAACACCUACAAGAUUGACAUGCACACACUGGCCAGGUUCUGUCUGAUGGUGAAGAAAGGCUACAGGGACCCUCCCUACCACAACUGGAUGCAUGCCUUCUCUGUCUCACACUUCUGCUAUCUGCUCUACAAAAACCUAGGGCUGUCCAACUACCUCGAAGAGAUUGAGAUUUUGGCCCUGUUUGUGUCCUGUAUGUGCCACGACCUGGACCAUCGAGGCACCAACAACUCUUUCCAAGUGGCUUCGCAAUCUGUGUUGGCAGCGCUCUAUAGCUCAGAGGGAUCAGUGAUGGAGAGACAUCACUUCGCGCAGGCCAUCGCCAUUUUGAACACCCAUGGUUGCAACAUCUUCGAGAAAUUCUCCAGAAAGGACUACCAGCGUAUGCUGGACCUCAUAAGGGACAUCAUUCUUGCCACAGACCUUGCUCAUCAUCUGCGCAUUUUCAAGGAUUUACAGAAAAUGUCCGAUGAUGGAUACAACUCGAAAAGCGCCACCCACCGCUCCCUGCUGCUGUGCCUGCUGAUGACUUCGUGUGACCUGUCAGACCAAACCAAGGGCUGGAAAACCACACGCAAGAUUGCUGAGCUGAUCUAUAAGGAGUUCUUCUCUCAAGGAGAUUUGGAAAAAGCCAUGGGGAACAGGCCCAGUGAGAUGAUGGACAGAGAGAAAGCGUACAUCCCAGAACUGCAGAUAAGCUUCAUGGAGCAUAUCGCCAUGCCGAUCUACAAGCUGCUGUCUGAACUGUUCCCUAAGGCCACUGAGCUGUACGAGAGAGUAGCAGCUAAUCGGGAGCAGUGGACCAAAGUGUCCCACAAGUUCACUAUUCGUGGAUUGCCAAGUAACAACAGUCUGGACUUCCUGGACCAGGAAUACGAGCUACUGCAGGCCCAGGGUGCUUUCGGCAGCGACGACCACUGCAUCAACGGCUGCCUCGAGGAUGCAGACAGUGGGCAGGGUCAGUGAUGACAGCGACCAACUACGGGUGUCAUUAACCUGAAGUUGUCAGUGGUCCAGUAAGAGGCUAAGGAUACCUUUUGAGUGACCAGAGAGGGAGCAGUGUCUCUGCUCUAAGCCACUUAGAUGCUUAAGGAGGCCACGCGGGACGAACGGGACAAAGCAGUUGAAUCACGCCAGAGAUGUAAAACAAGUGGAUUCACCGGAGACAAUGCAAUGAUUCGAUGCGACAUGUUGUCCGCGCGUCCUGUUCAAAGAAUUUGUCAGAAUUCGGUGACUUUAUAUAUUUUUCAGCAGUUACACUGGAAAAAUAAUUUAAGACUGAUUUUGAUUAGGAUUGUAAAAAGGAACCCGCAUACGCUCACUCGGACACAUGUGCACAUACUGUUGAAAAAAAAAAAAGGCAUAAGUUGUGAUAGAGAAAAAAGACUUUAACGUGUAAUAGUGAGAUAAUGUGCUAACAUUUGUGUAAAAUGAUUCAUUAUAUCUUAUAUUGGUUUCAAUGGCCCAGCUUUAGACACACAAACGGCUGCCAUAGUUUCUCACCCGAAGCUUACGAUUGCAUGCCAUGGGGACACUUUGGUGUGUUAUUAUUUUAAUCAGUGUUGAUUAAUUCAGAUUAUUUUAAUAGCUUUUUUUUUUUUUUUUUCAUUCAAGCUUUUCAAGUUAUAUCAGAUGAUUUCAGGUGUACAAAAGGAGGGUGUGGUUUAUGUGCUUCAUCAGUUUCUAACUGCUCACAGGACAAUUUGACAAUCACUUUAAAAAAAGACAAAUCCCAGGUUAUGACACUUCACUCUAACAUAGUUCAAAUUAAAGGCAUGAACGCCCUGUGCAGUGUCACUAGAUCAGGUGCAGUCAUUUUACCCCCAAUCCCUGAUAUCUUUUCUUUCAGCUUUUGGUCAACUGAUUUCUUGACUCCACUUCAACCGAGAGUGAAACCGAAGCCCUUUAAAAGAUCCACUCCAUCUGUGCCAGUGUGUGUUUUUUGAAGUGUGUCCCUGAGUGUAUUAUAAUGGAUCUGCCUUAUUGCGCAUCUUCGCUGCCUUUCUUAGAGCUUUUAAUAUAUAAAUAUUAAAAUUCUGCAUCACUUUAGUAUGUAUGUGAUAUAUUUGUGAUAGACAUAGAUUUAGGUGUGUUUGACUGAAUGAUGAACAUACAUCACGGAGAUGUACAUUUUGUGAAAUAUCUGUAAGAAAACCUCAGAUGUCAUUUUACUAUUUUUUAUGUUUUGGAGUGAACCACUAGUGAAAAUUGGGUAGAUACAAAAGACGUUUGUUUUUCGAUUGCUAGAACCACCAGGAUUUUCUUUUAAGAGAAACAGCCAUUAAAAAAUGUCCCCUUUAAUAAAUUAUCGACAGGUAAUUAUUGCUGACCUCCACUGAAAAUGUGUGAAAACCUAAGAGUUUGGCUUCAGAUUGUGCCUCAAAAGGAAUCACGACACCGUGGAGUUUUGUGUCACAAUUUGCCAUAUUCACUUUUACCUCAUAAUGUUUUAAACACAAAAUGCUGCAGAGUGGAGGUAAAAAAAAAAAUCACCACAGGAAAAAAAUGUGCAGUGUGUAGGCAGUGUCGGGUGGAGGCACAAAGCCAGAGAGAGUGAAUGCAUGUGUGGGUGAGAACACGAGAGAACUGCAGCUACAGUACCUGGUGUCAGAUCAACAAAGAACUGUAAUGAUUUUUUUACAGAGCUGCUGCAAAUGGAGGAGGCAGAAACAAAGCGUACAAUGUUUCUCACCAUUUCAGAAAAAAUGAAAAUCUACUUUGGUUGAAAAAAAAAGUAUCCAAAUACAACAUAUUUGAAAGCCUCGCAUUACCGAGGAAGCUAAACUUGUUUGUCUUUUUUUUUUUAUCAUAUUGCUCUGGUUUUACAGGUCAGCAAUUACACUAAAAACAUAUGACUCAACACAGCUAAAGAUCUUGUUUGUAAAUGCAGCCCAACAGUCGAAAUUAAAUAUAACAGGGCAAGCUACUUUAAGGCCCUAAACCUGCUCAGAAUGUCAUUAAAAGUACAAAACACAUACAACAAAAAUGAACUGUUUGAAAUGAAACCGCCGCCGCUGAGCGCGUCUACCUGGCUGAUAAUUACAAAACCAGAAAUUAAACUAACAUCUUACAUUCUUUCGUAUUCAUAUUAGUUGAUUGACAAGACCAGGAUGACCAGGACAAUGCCAAGAUAAAGUUUGCUUUUGGAGAUGAUAAAAACAAACAAAAAAAUACCAUCACUGUUUUCAGAAGAAAAAAAAAACAUUUAAAAUUAAUGAAAAGGGUAGCCAACCAGUAUGAACUUGUGUUGCAUUGCACUUGGAACGAUAUUCUGAGCAGAUUAAGAGUAUGGUCAAGUGCUGUGUUAGGUUAUAUUUAUUAUUAUUAAUAUUAUAACUCUCGAGACCUCUUACAACAGAGAUAUAUGUUGAAUUGACGAGACUACUUUAUGCUUUUUUUUUCUUAUGUGUGAUUCUUUGUUUGUUAUUAUUUUUAACAACAGUUUCAUAUAUACCUGCCUUUUCGUGUGCAAUAUACGUCAAGUAUCUGCCUUUUUUAAAGGGUGCAUGGAUUCCUAUGUAAAUAUCAAUGCCCUUUGUUAAAUUAUAACUUCAUAGUAUUGGGUUUCUAAGGACAUAUUUCCACUAGAAAAAAACUUCAGCUGAUUUCAUUGGCUGCCCAGAUCUAUGUUAGUUUUCUAUGCCGAGUCUGUUUAUCUAUCCUUUAAUGUAUGUUUUGUAAAGUCAGGGGGUUGACAUGUGCCAAGAAAACAUUUUUUUUCUUCCUAGCCAAGCGGCAAAUGAAAAAAAAAAAAAAAAAACAGACAUUAACUUUAUUUUGUUCUUUAAAGCUGGCGUGUUGAUGAGGGCUAUCUCCAUACAACUUUUCUGAUACCUUACAAAUAGGUCUGAAAAUGCGGUUCAUUUUCGGGAUGUACAUGAACACAAUCUGUUCACAUCGUCACAUAGCAGGAUUUAAUGACAUUGUUACAAUCACGUGUUAGAGAAAUGUUUAAAGUGAUCAAAAGGAUAACUGCUCAAAAUAACAGUUUUACAAAUGUUGUAUGACUGUCUGGCAUAUUUGCAAUGGGGGAAUCUUUCAUUUCUGUAAUGUAUUUGAAGUGGUUGCAUCCUGUUCUCCUUUUUUUUUUUUAUUGCCAUGUUUGAAUUAGAUUGAACGUAAGACUUUUAGACAGAGAGAAUAAAUGUGAUGUAUAUGUGUAUUUAAGAAAUACAUAUGAUGUUCUACCACAGACAAGAAUUCAAACUUAUCUGAAAUGUAUAAAUAUUGCUUAUACCAAGGACUAAAUCCAGUCACCUGUUGAUUUGUACUGCUGAGAUCUGCUGAAGGCUGUUGGUCUUUCUGGUUUGGAUGAAUUGAACGAAGA
This is a messenger RNA of Cynoglossus semilaevis (tongue sole), 6284 nucleotides long. It is a transcript of the gene pde2a, whose product is annotated as phosphodiesterase 2A. Gene Ontology annotation, biological process: signal transduction. Gene Ontology annotation, molecular function: protein binding; 3',5'-cyclic-nucleotide phosphodiesterase activity. NCBI's taxonomy places the organism in Eukaryota, Metazoa, Chordata, Actinopteri, Pleuronectiformes, Cynoglossidae. The record is from RefSeq and is a predicted model, not a curated record. The transcript is spliced from 31 exons. Bases 50 to 2923 code for a protein of 957 amino acids.